AAUUGUAAAGUUUUAGUUGUCACUUAUUUGUCGAAGAGAUUUUAAUAACAUUUAAGAAUUGCGUGCCUUUUUCAUUCUAAGUUACAUUGGCUAUACCAACCAACCUUGACUGGCACGGCACUACUUCUAGCUACUAAAGCAAUCAAUCAACAUUUCAGAAGAAUGGUGUAUGCUCCUGAAUUACGCACGCACGCUCAGAAAGUGUGUACUCUCUACAAAAAAGCUAUGAGACAGAUAGAGGCGUAUUAUGGCGGUGCAAGGCAUGUGGUUCGCUACCAUCAGGUUCUGUUGAGGAAUAGAUUCGACGUGAACGCCUGUGUGAGUGACCCAAAAGACCAGCGACUGCUCUACCGCGUCGGAGAACACGAGCUCUUCACAACGCAGCAUCCAAUGCCCAUAGCCAAGUUUCCCAACUCUGUCGGCAUAGCAGGGGGGGUGGCGUACGGCCGAGUUGUGGAGCCUCCAGACUGGGUCCUCGACUACUGGCAUCCUUUAGAAAAAGCCCAAUACCCGGAGUACUUCAAGCGAAGGGAGUGUCGGAAAAGGGAGUAUAUCGAGAAGUGGGAGAAAGGGGAGUUGAUGUGACUCUUUAGUUAUAGUUAGGAGUUAACUCCUUUGUCGUAGCAAAUAUUUUAGUCAUGUUUAUUGUUGCAACUAUUUCAAUAGAUUUUUUUGUUGAUUAAAAAAAUUAGAUAA
This is a messenger RNA of Melitaea cinxia (Glanville fritillary), 696 nucleotides long. RefSeq names its product NADH dehydrogenase [ubiquinone] 1 beta subcomplex subunit 9-like. NCBI's taxonomy places the organism in Eukaryota, Metazoa, Arthropoda, Insecta, Lepidoptera, Nymphalidae. Bases 163 to 585 code for a protein of 140 amino acids. The transcript has 4 exons. Gene Ontology annotation, biological process: mitochondrial electron transport, NADH to ubiquinone. The record is from RefSeq and is a predicted model, not a curated record.